AAAAAAAAAAAAAAAAAAAGAGCCCUAGGACUUUACUUGGUGGGGACAUCUUUUGUCCUUGAAUUAAUUAAGGCAGCAGAUUUCAGAGAAAGAAACUGCCCUCAGCAGUAUAGUCCAUUCAUACCUGUUAAUGAAGACAAUGUUGACAGUAGGUCAGCAAAUUUGUCCACUUCAAGCCCAUCACUGUCAGUGAAACCAUCUUCACUUGACACUAGCCACAAUUUUUCCUGAGUUGUUAUAUUGAUAAAGGCGGAUGGAGAAAAUGACCCAUGGGUUUCCCUGGUUUUUUUGUGCAGUAUCUUUUCCAAUAUGAGAACAAAUCAGAUUUUUUUUUGUUUUGUUGCACAUAAAAUGCAAAAAGACCUGCAAAAAUAAAGGAAGAGAAUAGGGACAGGAAUGACUGAGAAUAUUUGCAAUUAUCCAAACUAAAGGGAUAAGUGUUUAUUGUUAAGAUAGAAAGGAUAAAGUGAUGUGCACUGAGCAUCACCUUAGUGAUUUAGUCCCUUGGAGUCUAUAACAGGUUUAAUGCAGAGUAGGCAAAGUAGUUCAGCAGCUUUUGGAGAAAAGAGUUGCUGAAAUCAAGCAGUUGUCCUUGCUCUGUUUCUGGCAUUGCACCUCUCAAGAAAGAUCUGUAAAUUUUUAUUUAUCCAACUUUUCUAGGGCAUUCUAAUAGGACAGUUUCUCAAGACUCCAAAGAUAGGCUGGGUUCACUGUAUCCAUCCUAUGCCAGUCAUUAAACUCCAGUACUAGUCAUUGCUGCCAAAUUCAUGACCAAGAUAGUAAAGUGGCUUUACUCAAAGUACUAAACCAGCCACAAUAACUUCUAAAUAGAAAAUAAACAGCAAAAAAACUAGAUAAGGCUUUACUUGUUGAUGCUUGCGGCUUCCAAGAAUUGCAUUGAAGUGCGUGAGAGCUGCAAUCCAGAGACCCUUGUACCACAAUUUAUUCCACCAUUUUUUAAAAUUGGUGAGUCCAUUUUUUUUCUUCUAUUUACCUUUAAAAAUGCUGUCCUAGUAAUAUGCAUCCUUAUAAACUAGUAUUUUUUCCUUUAGUCACAAAUUGGGGCCACUAAGUCAAAGGGCAUUGAAAACGAUGCAUGCUUUAAAUUGUCUUAGAUGUAGACAGAUUACUUGGCAAAAUAGUUUAGUAGUUUACCCUCCUACCAACCACAUAUGAGUGCUGGUUUCCCAGCAUCCUUGCUAAUGGUUGUUCUUUUUAACUCUUGCCAAUCUGAUAGGGAAAAUGCAUUAUUUUAAACAUUUGCAUAUUUGAAUUAAUCAUAUUUACACAUGAACUGUAUCAAACUGUUGGCCAAUUUUAUUGUAAUUAUAUAUUUUUCUUAUUUCUCGAAGGAGACUGAAAUAUUAAUGUUCUGUUAUCUGUGAUGUAAAAUCCAUCUUUCUAGGCUCUCAUUUGAUUCAAGGUGCCCUUUUUGCCAUUCACAAAGUUUAAGUUCGUAUACAGCCAAACAUAUUUUUAUUCCUUAUUAUUUGGGGGUUUCAAAUCUUGCUUAAGAAAGUCCCUUCUAUCCCCAAAGUAUAAAAUAUUCUCCUAAAGUGUAUUUAAUCCGUUUAGUUUAUUCUUUUGUUGAGAUCCUUUAUCUACUAGAACUUUUUUGCUUGCAUGAAGCAUGAGACAGAGGUCAGUGAUUAAGUAAUUUCAACAGCGAGGCAUACAAAGAGCAAAAACAAAAACUGAACAGGAGCGAAGGAGCGGCGAAGGCUCAAUUCCGCUUCAGGUGUUUAUACAAGCACGCUGCAGGUCAGAGCUAAAGACCGUUUCCAGUGCAGGUCAAAGCAAUCGGAGGAUGAGAACGACUUGUAAGCAGCAAGCCUAGUAUUUUAUGUUUCCGCUCCCUACUGUCUUCGGGGUGACAAGAUGGGUUCUUAUCUAGGAACGGUGAAUGAGAUUCCUCUCCCUGCUUUCAGUGCUGGAGUAUCUACCCAAUGAGAAAGUCGCCUACUGAGGGCAAUCAAAACCGUCCAAACCGUCGUAAGAAAAGCCCUCAUAGAACUGCGUAACAGCAGUAAACCCGUAAAAGCGACUAUACUGCGCAUGCGCGCUCUCCGGGUGUUGGAAACGAGGAUAGGCGUGGCUUACCACGUCGAGACGUCCAGCCGGUGGCGCACGCGCAGACUCGGUUCCUGCGCACUGUGCGCAUCUCUAGGUCGGCGCGGGGCGCAGUGGCCGCUGGGAAGAUGGCGGGGGUGGGUUUGGCGGCUGCGGCUUCUUGGGUACCUUGUCGCAGGCGGGGAUGGGCGGUCGUCUCUUUCGGCUUCCACCGUGGUCUCAGCGCGUUGCUUGCACGGAAGCCGGAGCGCGCGCCAUGGUGGCUCGCAGGUUACUUGUAAAGAAGCUGCUCAUUGAACCCAUCUCAGCAGAUAAAGAAUCAUGAAUGCUUCGCUAUUACCAUGGCCCAUGAUUUUAUGGGUGGAGAGGGAAUCCGUAAUAACAGGGACACAGCGUGUCUGCCUUUGAAACAGUUGCUCAAGGGCAGACCAAACUUGUUUCUCAGCCUCCCCACCAAAACAAAGAGGAUGUGAAACUCCUAAAUAUAUAAAAAAAAAAGAAGAGGAUGAAGAAGGCAGAAAUCUCACCAGAGAGGACUAAAACUAGAUGAAUCUGAAUGUUGAUUGAUAACUGUAUUGGACAGAGGAUGUAACAGCAACAGGGAAACAUUUUUGACAAGUCUCUCUGUCUUCUGUUGCCUUGAAAUUUCCUCAUCAUUGUGUAUUUUGGAAGAAUCAAGAUUGGACCUUGCUCAAAGAAGGCACGGGUGGAUUUUCGAUUUUAAAGAUAUCAUGCACAGACUUGUGACUUUAAUACCUCAAAUCUGUAUUUGUUUUUUCUCUAUUAAAUGGAAAUAAUAUUUGAUAUCAACUUGAUGAGCUCAGAAAGUUAAUAUUGAAAAUAUGUGUGGUUUUCCAAAAGCUGUAUUUGAAAACUAUAGUUUAUGUUUUGUGCACUUUGUUUAGCUUGCAGGCAAAAGACAUCAGUCUCUUUCCUUAGUCGACCAGAUCUUCCAAACCUGGCUUAUAAGAAGCUAAAAGGCAAAAGUCCAGGAAUUAUCUUCAUUCCUGGCUAUAUUUCUACUAUGAAUGGUACAAAAGCAUUGGCAAUCGAGGAUUUUUGCAAAUCUCUGGGUCAUGCCUAUAUAAGGUUCGAUUACUCAGGAAUUGGAAAUUCAGAUGGUAACUUAAAAGAAUGCACAGUGGGAAAAUGGAGAAAAGAUGUUCUUUCUGUAAUUGAUGAAUUGGCUGAAGGACCACAGAUACUGGUUGGAUCUAGCCUGGGUGGAUGGCUAAUGCUUCAUGCAGCAAUCGCGCGACCACAAAAGGUUGUAGCUCUUGUUGGCAUAGCCACAGCUGUAGAUGGCCUAGUGACACAGUUUAAUCAGCUUCCUGUUGAGACAAAAAAGGAUAUAGAGAUGAAAGGUGUGUGGGCCAUGCCAUCAAAAUAUAGUGAAGAAGGAGUUUAUCGCAUUCAGUACAGUGUCAUUAAAGAAGCUGAGCACCACUGCUUGUUACAUAGUCCCAUUCCUGUGAACUGCCCUAUAAGAUUGCUCCACGGCAUGAAGGAUGACGUUAUUCCCUGGCAUACGUCUGUGCAAGUUGCUGACCGAGUAGUCAGCAAAGAUGUAGAUGUCAUCCUCCGAAAAGACAGCGACCACCGAAUGAAGGAAAAAGCGGACCUUCAACUUCUGGUUUACACUAUUGAUGACUUAAUUGAUAAGCUUUCAACUGUAAUUAACUAGAAUCACAGUUUUAGUUGGUUUGUAAACUCAUGGAUCCAGAAGGUAGAAGAGAUGAACGGCCUUGAUAAGUAGGUUUUUCUUAUCUCUAUUUUGUAAAUAUCAUGUAUUUAUUCAGUGAUGUAUUUGCACAAGUGAUACAGAUCGUGAAGAAAGCAUCAGCUGCUGUUUAAAAAAAUUCUCUCCUGCCUUCAACCCUUGAUUUUUUUUUGUUAAAAUAUUUCCUAUUUUUUUAUUCAAGAGAUGCUUACUUUAUAAUGCUUAUGUUAACUGUGCCAGCUCCUAAUUGUGCUUUCUUCUAUUUAGAAUUGCUAAUAAAGCUUGAUUUUUUGUUUUUGUUUGGUAUCAUUGUAUAUAGAGAUUUGUUAAAUUCUGAUUUUAAAAUGUAGUUCACAAAAUAUAGGAACAUGUUUAUUGACAUAAAUCUGAAAUGAUUAGAGAAAUAUCUGAAGCAUAAAGUUCGAAAAAGCUAUUACUUUAAUAUCUUAUACUCUGCAUGUUAUAUUUGAAUUUAAAAUCAAGGUUAUUUUAACUGCUCAAAACUUUACAGAUCUAUGAAGGGAGAUGUAUCAUUUUUAAAUUGUGGCUUAUAUAUCGUACAGUUAAAUAGGGGAAUUUCAUCUUAGGCAAUGAUAUGGUAUUUUCAUAUUCUGAUUUCAUAUUCCAAAGAGGAAAUUAAUCUUUGCAUUUGUCACCUACCUGUGGAAACAUGCCUUUUUUAUUAAUAUGUACUUGAGUGCAAAUAGCCAAGUGAUUGCCAUCUAACUCAGAAGACUUUCUAAAAUGUAUAGAUAGUCAGGAAAUAGGAAAGGGAAAUAUAAAGGUUUUUUAAAUAACUAAAA
Sus scrofa (pig) is the source of this 4593-nucleotide messenger RNA. RefSeq names its product abhydrolase domain containing 10, depalmitoylase (gene ABHD10). Gene Ontology annotation, biological process: protein depalmitoylation. Gene Ontology annotation, molecular function: hydrolase activity, hydrolyzing O-glycosyl compounds; palmitoyl-(protein) hydrolase activity. NCBI's taxonomy places the organism in Eukaryota, Metazoa, Chordata, Mammalia, Artiodactyla, Suidae. Gene Ontology annotation, cellular component: mitochondrion. The record is from RefSeq and is a predicted model, not a curated record.